This is a messenger RNA of Rhizopus microsporus ATCC 52813, 1410 nucleotides long. RefSeq lists its product as uncharacterized. Gene Ontology annotation, molecular function: metal ion binding. The record is from RefSeq and is a predicted model, not a curated record. Bases 1 to 1410 code for a protein of 469 amino acids. The transcript is spliced from 4 exons. NCBI's taxonomy places the organism in Eukaryota, Fungi, Mucoromycota, Mucoromycetes, Mucorales, Rhizopodaceae.
AUGAAGUUUGCUAAACAAUUAGAAACAGAAGCAGAAGAUAUACCACAAGCAUGGAGACCUUAUCUGAUCCAAUAUAAGGCACUAAAGAAAAUUAUAUCCAAAGUCACUCAAGAAAUCGAAAGUCGAGGGUUAUCUGCUUCCUUAUUACAUGAAUGUCUUGAUGAUGAAAACAAGGAUAAUAAACUACCUGCUAUUCGAUAUUAUUUUACAGGCGAACCACCUCAUAUCAAGCCUAAUAUCGAAGUUAUCUAUGAUCCAACUGAACCCAAAGUACAAGAGAUACUCAGCCGAUUGACCUCGACAGAUGCUCAAACACCCAAGCUAGAAUAUAAACGAAGUCAAAACAAUAAGGAUUUCUUCACAAUGCAUAGUGAGACAGAGAUGGUCGUUCAAUCACAAAAUAUGGUCGAUUUAGUCAAGGAACUGUUGAAUGUCAUGACAAUAGAUAACAGCGACGAGUCUGAUGAAAUAUGCGCCAAUCAAAAGAGAGAAACAAAGUCAUUCGUGAUUGAACUCGAACAGGACGAUGAGUUUUUUAAAUUGCUACUAAAGGAACUAAAUGAGGCAAGUAAACUUCAAGAUGAAACAACAGAGAAAUUCAAACAGGAUAUUUCAGCAUUAGAGUCAAGGAUGAGCAAAGUGGCGUCACCAGGGCAAAAGAGGACAGACAUGUAUAAUUGGCGAAAGAUAUUCUCGAUUUAUAUGGACGCAUGUAUAUUUCAAACGAGUAAUACAACGAUAGAAAAGAGUAAAAAGCAACUACAGUGGUUUUUGAGUGAAUUAGACAAGACAGAUCAGUUGAGGAAAUUGAAAAAUAAAGAAUCUAAAUUAGCCUUUGAACAGUUUAUGGCAUUAAAUACGGAAUUAAUAACAAUGAAGCAUUAUCAAAUGCUAAAUCAGACAGCAAUGAGGAAGAUAUUAAAGAAGCAUGAUAAACAGAGUGGAUUGACCGCAAGUAGUGCCUUUCAUCAAGUGAUCCCUACCGAGCAUCUGUUUAGUCCAAAGUUAGCGAGGAUGUUGUAUGCGACAAUUACUGAAAAAUUGACGAGCGUUGUACCACAACCAGAGGAUUAUGCCUGUCCUGUGUGUAUGUGUGUUGCCUGGAGACCGAUUCGACUGGAAUGUAAUCAUGUGUUCUGUGUGAGGUGUUUGGUUAAAGCACAAAAACAAAAGAUGGAUAGUUGUCCCAUGUGUCGUCAUCCAACAGCAGUUCGAGAUGCAACAGCGCUUAAUUUGGAUGAAAGUCUUCAAAACUUUCUAAAGCUUUAUUUUCCUCAAGAGAUCAAGGAUAAAAAGAGAGAUAAUGAAAGGGAACAAGCGAUUGAAGAUGUACAAGCGAUGACCGGUAAACGAUAUUCCGAAGAACAGUUAUUAAGGAUGAGCCAAUCAUCCAAUUGUUGUAUUAUGUAA